Molecule: messenger RNA, 1944 nt
Organism: Asterias rubens (European starfish)
Lineage: Eukaryota; Metazoa; Echinodermata; Asteroidea; Forcipulatida; Asteriidae
Product: patched domain-containing protein 3-like
Exons: 3
Coding region: 1-1944 (647 amino acids)
Cellular component (GO): membrane
Source: RefSeq, a predicted model, not a curated record
AUGGUGUGUUUACAUUUCACACAACGUCGCGAGGUAGAGAACGGUAUUGGAGUCGACGACAUGUUCAUCAUGGUUGCUGCCUGGCGACAGACUGACGCCACACUGCCCGUGGAAGAGCGCAUGCGCAAAGCCUUCUCCGAGGCUGCCAUGUCGAUAACCAUCACGUCCAUCACAGAUGCCUUGGCUUUCGGUAUUAGCGUUAUAACGUACUUCAGAUCGGUGCGUAUAUUCUGCAUUUAUACCGGCGUGGCUGUCAUCUUUGACUACGUAUACCAGAUUACUUUCUUCGGUGCCUGCAUGGCUCUAUUUGGUAGACGUGAGGCGGCGAACAGACACUGUAUGUCAUGUCUUAAAGUCAAACCUAAGGAGGAGACCGAAUCUACAGCGUACAAGAUAUUCUGCGCAGGUGAGUCGCAGCCUCCAGCCGGCCAAGAUCAUGCAUUGAUGAUAUUCUUCAAGAACUAUUACGGUCCCUUCAUCACAAGAUGGUGGAUGAUAGUUCUUAUCAUAGUCUUAUACCUUGGCUACCUGGGUGCCGCCAUCUAUGGAUGUACCCAGGUACAAGAAGGUCUGAGUCUGCGCAACCUCGCCCGAGAUAACUCAUACGCUGCUGACUUCCUAGAUAUGGAAAGUGCCUACUUCAAGCAGUAUGGUCCGCAGGUUGCAUUGGUGUUCACCGAGAAAAGAGACGUCUGGAAUCCCAUAGUACAAGACAUCAUGGAACAGACUUUAACAAAGAUGGAAGACAACGAGUAUACGUUUAGUAGAGACCAGAAUCUGUCUGCUUCAUGGCUACGAGACUAUCUUGAUUUCCUGAACUCUACCAACCUCAAAGAACCAAACCAAGCCCAGUUCAUCAACUUUCUCCGAGACGACUUCCUCAAACAUCCAGCCUUCAAACAGUACUCCCUUGAUAUUGUUUUCUGCGAUAACGGCACCAACAUUAAGGCCUCGAGAUUCUUUGUCACAACGAAAGACCUGAACACCACCGAAAAAGAAAGAUUCAUGAUGACUGAGCUGAGACAAAUUGCAAAGGAUUCAGAGCUACCUGCAAUAGUCUACCACCCAAACUUCAUCUUCUAUGAUCAAUACAUAUCAAUCUUGCCAAACACGCUUCAGAACUUAGGCAUCGCGGUCGGAGCUAUGUUUAUUAUAGCUUUAAUCAUGAUCCCGAACCCAAUCUGUCCUUUCAUCGUUACUCUGGCUGUAGCCUCUAUCGUUACAGGGGUGGCUGGGUACAUGACCUUUUGGCAAGUCAACCUCGAUUCCAUCGCCAUGACGAACCUCAUUCUCUGCGUAGGGUUCAGUGUGGAUUUCUCAGCACACAUCAGCUACGCAUACGUCACAGCAAAACAAGGUUCACGUCAGGAAAACAUCAUCCAUGCUCUGUACUCCGUCGGCAUGCCCAUCGUACAGGGUUCCCUCUCUACCAUACUCGGCGUCGUAGUUCUCGCCUUUACAGAUUCGUACAUCUUCAGAACCUUCUUCAAGACGACGUUUCUAGUUAUCUUCAUCGGUGCCUUGCAUGGACUUGUUUUCCUCCCCGUUUUCCUCCGGCUCACAAUUCCCGUGAAGACGAGUCCCCCAACGAACUACGCGAACGGUACUGCAAUGGUUGUGGUUCCAGUCGACCAUCAACCGAGGCUGGCCACCGUGUCCUCCCACGUCGCACCCAGACCGCUCUCUGCACCCUGUUACAUCAACAACCACAAGACGAUGCCCACCACCCCGUUGUCCCCAAGCCCUCCAUCAUAUCAAGACUACCUGCGAGAUUUGGCGUCUGACAGAUCAUUGCACAUCCCUAGGGCUAGGCCUAUUUUCACGUCCUAUCUUGGACGCAUCAUCAAGCCGACUGAUCUUGUGGCAGAUCCCUCAAUGCUGCACGAUUCAGUGACCCCAAAACGGGUCACCAACCUUUUGUCGCUACCAGAUCAGUCGGCCUGA